AUAUUCAAGCUUUCAAAUACACAUUACAUGGAAAAGAAAAAUUCUUCAAUAAGCUUACACUAAAUUCACAGAUCUGCAACUAGAAAGAGUAAACAAACAAGAAAUAUACUACAUUUAUCGAUGGCAGGAUCUCGAGGAGGCCUGACCGGAGUCCCCCUGAAAUCCGAUUUUUCUCCUCUUUAUCCCAAAAUUAACCUAACCUACGGUCACCUGGGACCCUUCGAACUUCCCUUCUCUUUUCUCCCAACCGUAGCUCGGAUAGGACAAAGCCUUUUCACCUAUUUUCCUCCGACAAGCCCUGGUCUCUGCACAAAAAGCAAAAGACGAAGAGGGGUUGCCGAUUUGUCAGGUGUGCAGGGCUUCUGAGGCGUGGGGCCAACUUGUAGUUUGGCACGGCGAAGUUGGAGGGAGAAGCUCCUUAGGAAAUUUGCAGAAUUGGGGGGUUAGGGUUUUAUUUUUUCUUUU
Rubroshorea leprosula is the source of this 465-nucleotide messenger RNA. NCBI's taxonomy places the organism in Eukaryota, Viridiplantae, Streptophyta, Magnoliopsida, Malvales, Dipterocarpaceae. The record is from the annotation of a GenBank genome assembly.